This is a messenger RNA of Ogataea angusta, 1308 nucleotides long. RefSeq lists its product as uncharacterized. The record is from RefSeq and is a predicted model, not a curated record. NCBI's taxonomy places the organism in Eukaryota, Fungi, Ascomycota, Pichiomycetes, Pichiales, Pichiaceae. The transcript has a single exon. The coding region runs from base 1 to 1308 and encodes 435 amino acids.
AUGGCUCCCUCGAUCGACUACUUGCUUUCAAUCCAAUCCGUUCGAGAGACGAAUUCCUGCACCAGAAAGCUUCUGCUGGACGACCAGCUUGUGAAUUUCGACGUGGAUUUAUCCAAGCUUCCUGAUGCAGUGGAUUUUGUGAUAUCCACAAUCAGAGACUCGUUUCCUACAGACGAGUCCCUACUGACCAUUCCAGUUCAUGGGAGAUACCAGCAUUUUGAAUGUGGAGGAAAGAAGAGACUCACUGAGUUCAUCGACAACCAGCUGAAAGGCCAAAGCGACUACGAGAUCUGUAAAAAACUAAUUGAUUUGUUCAUUGUCAGUGUUCUUCUCGACGCAGGUGCUGGCAACCAAUGGAGGUACAAUGAGAACGGCAAUGAGAUUGGCAGGUCUGAGGGAAUUGCUGUGGCCACUUUGCACAUGUUUGUCGACGGAGUGUUCAGUGACGGUGAAAGCUACGUUGUGAACGGAUCGAAACUAGCCCGUCUAACAGCAGAAGAGCUUUCGAAAGGCCUUCAGGUGUCAGAAUCCAAUCCGAUUGCAGGGUUUGAAGGAAGAUUGAAGCUUCUCAACCAACUGGGAAAAACUCUGGUGCAAAAUCGCACCAUAUUUGGAGCUGAUGCCAGAGCAGGAAACCUAGUCGACUAUCUGAAGCAGUCGUCAAAAGAUGGUUCCAUCGACCUUCCAGACCUGUGGAACUGUCUGAUGGAAGGCCUCAUGCCAAUCUGGCCGACGGAAGGACGCAUCAAGCUCGAAGGUAAAUGUAUUGGAGACGCAUGGUAUCUCAAAAAUAAAAUCAAGGAAGCAGAGAAACUGUAUGGGCCAAAUGUUCCAGAGUCAGCAAAAAUUGUCACGUUCCACAAGCUCACCCAAUGGCUGACAUACUCGCUGUUUCUCCCAUUAGAAAAGUACGGACAUUUCACCAUCAAAAAUGCUCAUCAAAUGACGGGCCUUCCAGAAUACCGUAAUGGUGGAUUAUUUGUUGACUUUGGAGUUUUGAAGAUCAAGGAAGAGAAACUAAAACAAGGCAUCGACUUCUCGAUCGAAAAGAAUCUGGACUCAAACAUUCCUCUGUAUACACCAGAUGACGAUUUGAUUGUUGAAUGGCGAUCAUGCACUGUCUGUCUACUAGAUUAUAUUCUUCCACUCGUGAACGAAAAAUUAGGAGUUACAGGCUCCAGGUAUGAGUUGUCUCUUCCUCAGCUCAUUGAGGCCGGGUCGUGGAAAUCUGGAAGACUCAUCGCCUCAAAGCUGCGAAGCAACGGAGGGCCACCGAUAGAGUUGUUUGCCGACGGCACUGUGUUCUGA